AGGAUCCGGCACAUCCUUAAACAACUUAUGCAAUUUUUUGAGGGACAAAAAUUACAGACCAGCCCAUUUGAAGGGCAAAACCGUGCAAUUUUUUUAUAGUAAUUUCUAUCAACUCAAGUUGGUCGAAAAAACCCAAAAGUAAUUUCCUAGAAAGUGAACUACAGUGCAUGUUUUAAUAAAGUUGACCCAAGAAUUAAGUCUCCUAGAAGAAACCAUUAAAGCUGUGGGUAUGUGUAGAGCUCUGUUUAUCUUUACUAAAAAAUCAUCCCUUCAUUCUUGCAUCUUAUCAAACCUUAGUUCAUCCAUGGAUACUCAUUUUACUCAAGGAGAAUCAUCUACAUUCUCCAAGUUCUUUUAUGAUGUAUUUCUGAGUUUUAGUGGUAAAGAUAUUAGAAAAACAUUCUUAGGCCAUCUUGAUCACAGAUUGCGUCAACACGGAUUUCAAAUCUUCAAAGAUGAUAAGAGUUUAAGAAAGGGUGAUGUGAUUUCACCGGCACUAGAGGAAGGAAUUGAAAAUUCAAGGAUUUCCAUUGUUGUUUUGUCAACAAAUUAUGCUUCGUCUCGUUGGUGUCUUGAUGAAUUGGUUAAAAUUCUUGAAUGCAAAGAGAAGUUAAAGCAGCGAGUUAUGCCUAUCUUCUAUGAUGUUGAACCUACUGAAGUGCGAAAGCAAACUGGGAAAUUCGUUGAUGGAUUUGCCAAGCUGAAGGAACGAUUUGAGGAUCAAAAUAUGGAGAAGUGGAAAGCUGCACUUAAUGAAGUUGCAAAUUUAUCUGGAAGCGAAUUGCGAGUACUUGCUAAUGGGUGUGAAUCAGAAUUUAUUGGAACUAUUAUACAAGAUGUCAAAAAGGAGGUCAGCCAGAUGCCUAUGGAUGUUGCUUUUCACCCAGUUGGAGUAGAUUCUCGUGCCAAAGUUAUAGAGUCAUUUUUGCAAAAUGGACAAUGUGAAGAUGAAGUUCGCAUGGUUGGUAUACAUGGAGUUGGUGGAAUCGGAAAAACAACUCUGGCAAAAGAAAUGUUCAAUCGGUUAUUGUUAUCUCAACAUGUAAACUUCGAUGGGAGUUGCUUCCUUUCAAAUGUUCAUUCAGAAGGUGAAAAAAAGGGUCUAGACAAUCUACAAGAGAAACUUCUCAAUACACUUCUCAAAACUGAGGACGUCAAAGUUAACAAUGUUGAUGACGGCAUCACCAAAAUCAGAACAAGACUCGGUUCAAAGAAGGUUCUACUUGUUCUUGAUGACGUGGAUCAUAUAGACCAAUUAAAUUUCUUAGCAAGAGAAAGAAUUUGGUUUGGUUCGGGUAGUUUAGUAAUCAUUACGACCCGAAACAAGCAAGUGCUAGACCAGUUUGGAGAAAAAGACCUGAGAUAUGAGGCCAAACUAUUAGAUAAAGAUGAAGCUAUGUCACUUUUUUGCAAGCAUGCUUUUGACAAACCUUCUCCAUCACAACAUUAUGUGAAUUUGGCACUAGACAUAAUCAAAUAUGCAGGUGGGCUACCAUUAGCUCUUGUGAUAUUGGGGUCACAUUUGCGUGGAAGAUCAAUAGAAGAAUGGACCUACGAAUUCACAAGACUAAAAGAUAUUCCUCAUAAUGACAUCCAAAAGAUUCUCAAGAUAAGUUUUGAUGGACUUAAUGAUGAUGCGAAGAUUGUUUUUCUUGAUAUUGCGUGUGCCUUCCAACACUUCUCGGAGUAUAAAGUUACCAAAAUACUAAAUGCAUGUGGUUUUCAUACUGAAAGUGAAAUUGCAACUUUAGUCCAAAAACACUUGCUCCAAAGGGAUGGGUUUUAUUUGGUGAUGCAUGAUCUAGUGCGAGGUAUGGGAAGAGAAAUCGUUCGCUUGGAAUCAAUUCAAUGCCCUGGAGGACGGAGCAGAUUGUUCAUCCCUGAAGAAGUCAGUGCUGUUCUACGAGGAGAUAGCGGUACCGAGAAAGUAGAAGUACUGAUGUAUGAACCUUGGGCAUUAAAGGGUGUGAGCACUGAGGUAUUUCAGAAAAUGAAAAAUCUUAGGGUGCUUGAAAUCGAUGGUUUAUGUGUGAGUGGAGAUUUGGGGCUGUUCCCCAAGAAGCUCAAAUGGUUGUCUUGGGAAUUCUGUCCUUUAAAAUGUAUACCAUCAAAUUUUCCAGCUGCGAAUCUUGUAUUUCUAAAUUUGGAGUUCAGUGCUAUCAGAGAGUUUGAUCUGAAUUUACAGUGCUGCCCAAAGUUGAAGCAGCUCAAUCUCUCUAAUUGCCAGCACCUCUGGAAAACUCCAAAGUUCAAUGGUGCAGAAAGUCUUGAGAUUUUGUUGCUUCACGGUUGCUUAAGUCUGACGGAGAUUGAUCAAUCAAUAUGCCAGCUGAAAUCCCUUCAAGUCUUGGACAUUAGUAGGUGCGAGAAGGUACAAACACUACCAUCAAAUUUUUCAGCUGCGAAUCUCGUAUUUCUAGAUAUGCAGAGGAGUGCUAUCGGAGAGUUUGAUCUGAAUUUGCAGUGUUGCCCAAUGUUGAAGGUGCUGAAUCUCUCUGAUUGCCGACGCCUCAGAAGUACUCCAAAGUUUAAUGGUGCAGAAAUUCUUGAGACUUUGCUGCUUAAAGAUUGCAUAUGGCUGACGGAGAUCGAUCAAUCAAUAUGCCAGCUGAAAUCCCUUCAAGUCUUGGACAUUACUAAGUGCCGUAAGUUACAAACACUGCCAGUCGACCUUGGAGAUGUGCAAAGUCUAAGAUCUCUUCGUGCAAGUAAGACGGGUAUAAAACAAUUACCUAAAUCUGUUGAAAAGCUAAAAAAUCUUGAAACUUUGGAAUUGGGAUUUUUGAAUGACGGAAGGAGUUUUCCUCAAAUAGGAGUCAUAGAAUCCUCGCCGACUUCUCUUUAUUAUGGUUUGUCUGAGGCUGAUAUUCAUGUGGAUAUUGGGAGUUUAUCCUCCUUGAUAUCUUUAGAUCUGAGUGGCAACAGUUUUCAUCAUCUACCCUUUGAUUUUUCUAAGUUACGAUUCUUGAAGGUCUUGCGUUUGAAUGACUGUAAGAAUCUUCAAACACUCCCGUCAGUAUCAAAUUUAGAGAAUCUUGAAACUCUCGAACUUACAAAUUGUGAGAAUCUUCGAACACUCCCGUCAGUAUCAAAUUUAGAGAAUCUUGAAACUCUCCAACUUACAAAUUGCGAAAAUCUUCAAACACUCCCGUCAAUAUCAAAUUUAGAGAAUCUCGAAACUCUCGAUCUUAGGAAUUGCAAGAAGUUGGUCGACAUUACAGGGUUGGACAACCUCCCUUCUAUAAAGCGGAUCGACAUGAUCGGUUGUGGCUCUCUGCCGAAUCCUUUCAAUGAAGGCUUCUUUAGUGCACACGCUCAAUCAUUUCCAUCUAGAAACUAUCCACAUAAGGGGUUCGAAAUUAAACUCCAAUGCAAUGAGAUUCCAGAUUGGUGCAGCAACCAAGUUGCAGCUCCAUCUAUCUGUUUGACUGUCCCCAGACAUGAUAAGGAGUAUAAGUUCUUAGGAAUGGUUCUCUGGCUUGUUUGCGACUCUUGGAGAGGAAGCUUUGUUGUUUCUGUAUCCCAUAGAGAGAGAGAAUCUAUGCCGUGGUCUUAUGAUAUUGAUGGCCAUGAUGGCCAUGGAGAACUAUCAUGUGUAUAUUUCAUAUCUUACUUAGAUAGACCUUUUGAUGGCCAAAUGAUCAAAGGCGAGGAAAAGAUAACAGUCCACCGGGAGGACGAUUGGUUCUCUUACAUAGAGAUAAAGAAGAUAGGGAUACAUCUGUUAUACUUAGACCAACAUGGUAAUGUUACAUCUUUGCCGGGAAAGGUGGAUCAUUCUUAUUCUAAGUUUCCAGAAUAAUGUUGAGCAGGGCAUAAAAGAGCAAAGUUGAUUUGAACGAGUCAGCCCCCGUUCGCUCCAGUCAAUUCUUGAGUUUAGUCGAUCCUGGUAUCUGGGAGAUAAACCUCAUUUAUGGAGUGUCGCAGCACAGGUAAAGGAAUGAAAAUUCCAAACUGCUCUUUUUUCAACCACAUUAUGCGCGAUUAGCUUGAUCGGGGUGUGGAUAAAGGAGCAAGUUUGGAAAUACUGAAGAAGGACCAUUUGUUAUUCACUUUUUAAAUUUUAGAUAAUGUACGAACAAUGAAUUAAAAACCUCAAUUUUUUUUCAUAAGUAUAACUUCCCAGUGUAAUCCCAAGUCAUCCGUAAUAUGUCCAACUUAGUAUAUGUACGAAGACUUAUGUGUAAACCACUGGGCCUCAUUUUGGUUUGUGACAGAUUUAAGUAAUUAGUGUUGACACCCAAUUUUGUCCCGCCUCUCUUCCAAAAUACCUAUUUACGCCUCUAAUAUUUUUUAGAAAAAUUAAAAUAUAUAUAUAGUCAUUUUUUACUAAAUUAUCAACUUCUCAUCAAUACCGGCACUUUAUUAUUCUGUUGCAGUUACUAUUAUUAUUAUUAUUAUUAUUAUUAUUAUUAUUAUUAUUAUUAUUAUUUAUUACUAUUAUUAUAAUUCACAAUUUUAUCAUUUUUUUUUUAGUAUUUUUUUUUACCAGCUUACGCACACGCAUCGCAUUUAUCUUUUUUGUGUAAUUAAAUAAUAGUAUUUAUUUUACUGUGGAUUUUCAAAAUAUUAUUGCACGGCUAUUACAACGCCAUCUUUUUUUUAUAUCUGAGCAUUAAUGAUUGCAUAUCUCAUAUUGAGCAAUAUUUUAACACAAGUUAUUUAAACAGGUCUUUAUUUAAAUUUAGAAACCAAACUAUUUUUUGUGCACGUAGUCCGUAUUUUUGACUUACCGGACCCCAAAUCAAAGUCGGAUUAACUCCUAAUAUUUUUUGGACUAGACCUUGUUUUUUAUCUCAAUUUUUAGACCAGUACAUGUUUUAAUUCACUAAUCCAUCCUUUUAAAACCCGGUCCACAAAUGGACCGGGUCCGAUAUAUUUUCAUCAAAAUAAGGGAAACCUAAAAAGGGUUCCCCUCAUUUUUUUUUCCUCCGCCGCUCCCUUCCUCUUUCUCUCUUCUCAUUCAUCAUCUUCAUCAUCUCCAUCCCCCACCACGCCGUUCCCUUUACCCCACCACCGCCGCUCCUUUUCAUCACCUCCCAACCCCACCAUCGUCGUCUGCUCCCCCCGCUCCUCUUCCGUUUCCCCCCGCUCCUCUCUCUCUCUUCGUCACAAGAAACCCUAAAAUUCGCCCUAUAUAUAAUCGUUUUCCAAGUCAAGAAAAGGGGAUCUUUUGGGGGGGAUUCAGGAAAUUCCCUCUAGAAAUUAAAGUUUGAACACCCCAAAGUCUUUUUUAUUUUUUUUCAAAAAACAUCAAAUUCGCAGUUCGUUGUGAUAGUUCGAAUAUCGGAUCAAAAAAUACUCAAACAAUUUUUAUCUAUUCCGUGGAUUGCCGUAAAUCCGAGUCUCGCAACAUCAAAUUUGAAGUGUUUCGAGUGUGAAUCGAAGAGCCGCACCCACUUCGCUGCAUCCAAAGAAGUUUCAGUUUUAAUAGCAUUCGUAUAUUCAUACAAGCUCAUGCGUGGAUGAUCAUGUUAAUAACGUUUCAGUUUCUGACUUGUUGGCAUGCUCAUAAUUAAGGUCUGUUUCAUUCAGUUAUAUGAUGUCUUUGGUUUAGAAAACAUGUUAAGUUGGUUCUCUGUGUAUCUUAAGUACGAAUGAUAGCCUAAAUGUUAUGCGUUAGGGUAAAUAACAUCAUGCUAAUUACUGCUGUUUGUUUAAAGCCCGAGAAAGUUUAUUAUCAUGAAUGUAUGUUGUUUGUUUAAACCUAAGUUUGAUCUGUGUUAGAGUGUGUACCUGUGAACAUAUGAUAUGAUGUCACUUUUCCUUCAAUGUUGGUGAUAUUAGUUUGGGAUUAUUCCCUUGCGUUCAAGAAUGAAAGCAUAGAUCAGUCUUUGAACCCGAUAAUUCCUUUUUUUUUGUUGAAUGAUAUGUUUGCAAUGUUGAGCUUUAAAUGUAUGCCAAUGUGUUUAUAUGGCUCAUGAGAACCUCUGUAUUCUUUCCAUGUUGUCUGAAGUUGAAUGAGGAAUUUGAGUUGCUUUUGUAUGCUUGGCCCCUUUAUUUCAUGAAUAUCAUAGCAGUUUUUUAAGGAGUAAAUAUGCUGAGUGUAUUUAUAUAUAUCUUCUGUAAAUGUAUGUAUACAUGUACGUUUAAGGCUACUUAAAAAUGAGUGAUGUGUUCUGCUGCCUACACUGCCUCUCCCCCUCCCUUCUUCUUCUUGUUUGGCACUGUCACGAUUAAGUAAACAUCAGAUAUGCACGAUAUAUAUACUUUAUAUGUACUCUAGUGUAUAUGAGGUUGUAUAUUGUGUAUACCCAUUGUGUAUGGUACUAUUCUUGAUAAGAUGGAAUUGAUAUGUGUCGAACCGGGCUGGUCCUUUAAUGCUACAUUCUUAAUCACUGUUUUGGGCUUUUCUCUACCAUCAUUUGCAUUCUACUUGUCUUUAAGUGUAUUUGGACUUUUCUUUUCCUAUCUGCUUGUUCUUUCUUGAUUUUCUUUAUGCAAUACAGCAGAUACCACUAUGUUAUACUUGAUAUAUACGCUAAUAUGUGUGAUCAUGUCCAAGUGCUCUCCCUUUAAAUUCAUGACGAAUUAGUUAUUAAAUGAAGAUACCCUCUAACCUCCAUUUUCCUUUUCCUUCUCAUUUUUUGCAUGACCAUCGCAUACGAGUUCGAGGGACUUGUCUCCUUUUCCGCACUCGGUGUUGGGUCAAGGCCCAACAUUAUCUCCUCUCGGGUCAAUCUACACCUACAGCGGAUAAAAUAUUCUGGGCUAAGCCCAACAGCAGCCACGGAUCCGCAGCAGCACAUAAAAGAAAUCUGCUGGGCCGAAGCCCAACAGUAAACAGUUUCCAGCAGUGGCCCAAAUAGGCCGGACCCAUUUAACAGCAGCCCUUCUUAAAAUAUGGGCUGAGCCCAUUUUAAAUUAUCUCUCCUUUAUUUAUUUUGUGCAUUUAAUUUGUAUACUAACCGUUUGUUUGUUUUUAUUUAGUUUAUAUAAACCUUAAUGAGUUAAUAGAUUUAGUUUAGUAAUGGGUAGUUAGUUUAAAGAAGACUAAUAAUUAAUCCCAUAAGUUUCAUUUUCUUCUUUUCACAUUAAAGUUAUUUAUAGAAUCUAUAAUAUUUACUUCUAGAAUAAUUGAUAGUAUAAAUUAAUAUAUUUUUUUAAAGGAAUCAUAUUUUAUUUCUUGUUAUCUUAAUUUCAAAACACCACUAAUACGCAAAAUAUAAAUUCAAGCAUAUUUCAUAAAUAACCCUUUUAAGUUUGAAUCAAUCACGCAUAUUUUCAGCUAAGCGUAGUUAUUCAUCGUUAAUAAGAAAUGGUAAAGAAAACUCACUUUCUUUUAAUCCUAUUUAUAAGCUUAGAUUUUUCUACAUCGCUAUAAUCAAAUAAUACGAUUUAUUCAAAGUUUCAAGCUGUCAAAUCUCUUCUCAACAGCUAUUAUUUAUGGGCAAAUUAUCAUAUUUUAUACAAAUCUUAUAUUAAACAGCAUUUUAUUUUAAAGUUUAGCCACAUUUAUAAGUCUUCUUUAAAUGACAUUUUUUAUCUUAACAAUGCUUAUAAGUUUUAUUUCAUGCAAAUUAUCACAGUUCCUAUAAAUCUUAUUAAAAUAUUAUCUUUUAUUUAAGGCUUCAUCAAUAUUUUCAAGUCCCAUUUAAAUUUUUAGAAUCUUCACUUACACACGUUAUUAUGUUUUUCUACGAGUAUUAUUUUAAACAACACUAUUAUACUUUCAUCUAAAACCUUAACCACAUUCAUAAAUCCUAUUUUCAAAAAAAAUGGCAUUCAAAGUCUCUGUUAUACAAAUUAUUAUAUUUUCUAUAAAUCUUAUUUUAACUAACAUUAUUUUCUUUCAAAACUUUAGCAAUAUCUAAAAAUCAUUUUCUAAAUUUUAAGCAUUUUAUUUACUCUCAAUUAAUUAACCUAAGUUUGGUCGGAUAACCGUAAGUUAACGGAUUCUAAAGGAUGCCUAACCCCUUCCCUUUAGGAUAAUAUAGAGCCCUUACCUAGAAUCACACUGGUUAAGCAGACUAUUAAUUGAGGUUUAGUUUUAACUUUCCCUUAGUUAAUAUUUAGGUGUCCUAAUUCACCGUUAAAUUAAUUAGGUGGCGACUCCUUAAAACAAAAAUAAACAGGAAUCACCAAUACGUCAUACUCCCUAAAUCCAUCCGGAUUAAAAUGGGGUGUGACAAUUAGUACUUCCAUUGUGUGGCUAAAAGCACAUUGGUGAAAUUGCUUUGGGCCUUAAACUUAGGCAGCAUGCCAAAAGAUAGUUUGCAACUACAAACUAGGUGUAAAGUUAAGAAGCAUUUGAGAAUCAAGUGCUUAAAGUUUGUCAGCAUAUACUGGGGAAUGUCUAUCAAUUAAAGCAAAAUAUACUGGGGAAAGUACGUUCCCGCAGCUACCAUACUCUCAUCUCCAGAUUGCCGAUAACUUGUCCUGUUUUGUAGAUAAACUUAUUUUGUCUCAUAUUUGGUUUGUGACUAAUAUUUUACUUGCAUCUCAUAGUAUCUGCGGGAAGCAAUCUGCGAGUUGCUUUUGCAUCCGCAUCUGUGGUUGCACAACAUAUCACACUGUCUUGUGGCUUGCUACUUUGCCACUGUGACCGAGGCUUGUAAAGAAAACCUUAAAGGAACUUACUAUUUGAUGAGGUCAAGUAGACUUUUCUUCAUUGCUACUUCCCUUUGUUGUCCGCUGAAGGUGCUGCAGACUGAUGAUGCUGCCAGUGAUCUCAUUACUCAAAAUCUUGUCUUUUCAAUUUGCGCUCUGCAUUCAUUCUUAGGAAAAUAUGAAUGUAAAGAUCAAGACAAGUUCUGGUCCACCUUUGAACACGAUGAGCAGGGUCUUCUACGUAAGGCUUUUCAACAGCUUGAUUCAAGGAAAGGAAAAAACAUAUAUUUAUCUCUUGUGUCCGACCUUAGCGGUCAAGAAGACGAAAGCCAGCGCUACUUGGUCAUUUCCUAUUUGCUUAAGACAAUGGGGAAGAUUUCCCUUCAUGUGGAGGAUAGGCAGGUGGGUGGUUCUAUUUGCUCGACUCUAACAAUUUCUUAGCCUAGUCAUUGCUAUGGAAUUCACUUUCUCGAUUUUUCAAAAUAUAAUAUUUUUGGCCUUACUCUCCCAUAUGUUGUGCGAGGAGCGACUGUCUCAUGCUGCGGAAUGUGUGUCUUCCUUUGCAGAUGAAAAUUAUCUUCAAUUGUUUUAAAUCAAUUUCACCAAAGCUGAUAGAUCAGAAUAGAUUGUUGACUCCUGAAGGUGAGGCUGAUUGCCAAAGCUUUGCAUAUCAUAUGCUGUUGCCGCUGUACAAAGUUUGUGCAGGAUUUUGCGGAAAAGUUAUAUCAGGUAUAAGUUUUUAGGAAUGGUUCUCUGGUUGGUUUGCAACCGUAGUCGUCCAUUUGGAGAGUUUGUUAUUUCUGUAUACCUUAGAGAGAGAGAGAAUAUACGCCGUUGAGUACCCGUAUUGCUGGAAUAAUGAUUUACAAAGAAACAUCAUGCGUAUAUUACACAUCUUGCCUAAAUAGACCUUUUGAUGGCCAGAUGAUCAAAGGCGGGGAAGAGAUAACAGUCCACUGGGAUGACGGAAGGUUCUACGACAAAGAUGCAAUAAAGAAAAUGGGGAUACAUCUGUUAUUCUUAGACCGACAUGGUAAUGUCACAUCUUUGCCGGUGGACGUGGAUCAUUCUUAUACUCCGUUUCCAGAAGAAUAUUCAGCAGGGCAUAACAGAGCAAAGUUGAUUUGAAUUUGUAGCGUUGCCCAAGUUAAAGGAGCUGAAUCUCUCUGAUUGCGAGCACCUCAGAAAACUCCAAAGUUCAAUGGUGCACGAACUCUUGAGACUUGUGGCUGCAAGGUUGCUCAAGUCUGAUGGAGAUCGAUCCAUCAAUAGGAAAUUCAGUUAGACUAAUUGUUCUAUAUUCGUCUGGGUGCAGAAGGCUUACGGAACUUCUGAGCAGCAUAUGCCAGCUAAAUUUCCUUAAAACAUUGGAGUGCUUCAGAAUUACAUGAAGAACAUGAAAUUUGACAAGAAAGAUGGGCAGUUCUUAUCAAUCCUAGAUCCAUUUGUAAGAUUAUUGGGUGAAUGCUUGAACUCAAAAUAUGAGAAUGUCAUGUCUGCCACACUUAGGUGCUUAUCUCCUCUGGUGAGGCUCCCUUUGCUAUCACUUGAAUCUCAGGCUGAGAAGAUAAAGAAUUCAUUACUGAAUAUUGCUCAAGAUAUGAGCAUUCAACGGGGAGAGAGGCCAUCCUUGAAAUGCUUCACGAUGUUAUAAUGAAAUUCCCACUUAGCAUCAUAGAUGAACAAUCUCAGACGUUUUUUCUGCAUUUGGCGGAUUACACUGGGUUGUUGUUGUUGUUGUUGUUGGCGGUUUGUUUGCAAAUGAUCGUGACAACAGAGUCCGUUCAAUGACUGGUACGGUCAUAAUGUUACUUAUUGGAUGAGUCAGCCCACGUUCGCUCCAGUCAAUUCUUGAGUUUAGUCGGUCCUGGUAUCCGGGAGAUAAACCACAUUUAUGGAGUGCCGCAGCACAGGUUUUAGGGUUACUCACUGAAGUACUUAAAGAUGGUUUCCAAAAGUAUAUUGAUAGCCUCUUGCCUGUUUUGGGAAACAUCUUGCAAUCUGCUGUUAAUGUUCUUACAAAUAAGCAAGUGGAUCUACCGAAUGAUGCAGCGAUUUCAUCUUGGCAAGAAGCAUAUUAUUCACUGGUUCUGUUUGAGAAGAUAUUAAAUCAAUUUCCUAAGUUUGAAGAGUGUGUUUAAAAGUAUACUGGGGAAAGUACAUUCCCACAGCUAUCACACUCCCGUUUCAGAUUGCUGAUAACUUGUCCUCUUUUGUGGAUAAAUUCAUCGUCUCAUAUUUGGUUUCUGACUCUUACUAUUCAUCGUCUCAUAUUUGGUUUCUGACUCUCACUUUUACUGACAUCUCAUAGGAUCUGUGGGACGCAAUCUGCAAGUUGCUUUUGCACCCGCAUCUCUGGUUGCGCAACAUAUCAAACUGUCUUGUGGCUUGCUACUUUGCCACUGUGACCGAGGCUUGUAAAGAAAACCUUAAAGGAACUUACUAUUUGAUGAGGUCAAGUAGACUUUUCUUCAUUGCUACUUCCCUUUUUUGUCCGCUGAAGGUGCUGCAGACUGAUGAUGCUGCCAGUGAUCUCAUUACUCAAAAUCUUGUCUGUUCAAUUUGUGCUCUGCAUUCAUUCUUAGGAAAAUAUGAAUGUAAAGAUCAAGACAAGUUCUGGUCCACCUUUGAACACGAUGAGCAGGGUCAUCUACUUAGGCUUUUCAAACAGCUUGAUUCAAGGAAACUCUCAUGUCCGACCUUAGCGGUAAAGAAGACGAAAGCCAGCGCUACUUGGUCAUUUCCUAUUUGCUUAAGACAAUUGGGAAGAUUUCCCUUCAUGUGGAGGAUAUGCAGAUGAAAAUUAUCUUCACUUGUUUCAAAGCAAUUUCACCAAAGCUUAUAAAUCAGAAUAGAUUGUUGUCCCCUGACGGUGAGGUUGAUUGCCAAAGCUUUGCAUAUCAUAUGCUGUUGCCACUGUACAAAGUUUGUGAAGGAUUUGCUGGAAAAGUUAUAUCAGGUAUGUCUCUCAUGUAGUUAUAUCAGGUAUGUCUCUCAUGUCGAUUGAUUCAAUCUCUUGCAAGCUUAUUGUUUUAAGGUCCAUACUAUCUUUGAUGCAAAGUGGUAGUUGCACAAGUUUAUGAUGUUACCUUUUAGCCAUUUCGUUCAAUCAUAAUCCAAGAUUUGUUGGCUUGAAAGCACUUCUAGCAAAAAAAAAAGGUGGACAAAGGGAUACACUUCAUUUUGAAAGAAAGGUGACGGAUCCAUGCAUUCUGUUUGUCAGGAACUUGGAGCAGUCUAAGUUUCCGUUAAGUCAAUUUUCCCACCAUUUACAAAAUGCUCGUCACCUUCUUCUUGGUUUCAGAGUAAUUAAAUGUAUAUGUAAUGAUUACAUUUGCAUUGUGUCUACAGAUGACAUGAAACAAAUGGCUGAAGAAGUGCGCGGGAGCAUAAGCAAAGUUAUGUGAGUGCAGAGUUUUGUCCAAAUCUACAGUCAUAUAAGGAAAAAUCUCAAAUCCAAGAGGGAUGAGGAAACAAGAAGAGAAGGUGAUUGCUGUGGUUAAUCCAAUGAGAAAUGCCAAGAGGAAGCUGAGGAAUGCAGAAAAGCAUAAAGCACACAAGAAAAGGAAAAUGAUGGCAAUGAAGAUGGGAAGAUGGAUGUAGUUAGUUAGACUAUGCUAGGUGUGAAAAAUUGAGCAUCUUCAACACGAAGAAGGGUGGAUUCCAUCUGGGAGUGAGAGUUGGUGUCAAUGUCACGCCUUGUCAUCAGAUCACAAAGUAAAUUUUGGGGCUGAUUUCACCCAGAACCCUCUGCAGCCCGAGGCAGGCCUCCCCUAAGUAGGCUUCUAUAGAAAAUUUUGUUUAAUUUAUUUGAUCAACUUUUUCAUUGUAUAGUGCUACUAGUUGCACUACGCAUAGUUAAAAAUGGAAUCUGUAUAGUGAAUAUAGUGGCCCUUUCAUUAGCCUACAAUGCAAGAGAACAUUGUAACUGAUUGAACAGCGUAAUUCAAGUAAUUUAAGUAAUUGGGAAUAGUCUUGGAGAA
Molecule: messenger RNA, 12533 nt
Organism: Lycium barbarum (goji berry)
Lineage: Eukaryota; Viridiplantae; Streptophyta; Magnoliopsida; Solanales; Solanaceae
Product: disease resistance protein RUN1-like
Exons: 10
Coding region: 230-3802 (1190 amino acids)
Biological process (GO): signal transduction; defense response
Molecular function (GO): protein binding; ADP binding
Source: RefSeq, a predicted model, not a curated record